Molecule: messenger RNA, 1775 nt
Organism: Exserohilum turcica Et28A
Lineage: Eukaryota; Fungi; Ascomycota; Dothideomycetes; Pleosporales; Pleosporaceae
Exons: 2
Coding region: 39-1586 (515 amino acids)
Molecular function (GO): zinc ion binding
Source: RefSeq, a predicted model, not a curated record
UCCCAAACAAGCCGACACGCUGCCCACCCACCGCCGCCAUGUCGACGCCCAGCCCCAUUCCCUUUGCCGCCGCCGACCGGCGGUCGUCGCGCGCGUCCAGCGACGCCAACCGCGCGCUCUCGCACCCCGAGCACGACGAAAGAGUGACGGUCGGUGGCCCUCCCAGCAGUCCCUCGCCUCUGGCUCUUCGUGUGUCAAACUCACCCUCUUCGAAGCGCCGCCACAGCCACGGCCGCAUCCUCAAGGUCGCUCCCGACUUCCAGAACCUCGACUAUCUCGCCGACGCCGACAGCAACCUCGUCUGCCUCAUCUGCCACACGCCCUUUGACCGCCCCGUCCAGCUCGCGUGCGAGCACUACUUUUGCCGCGAAUGCCUCGACCACGCCUGGGCGCCCCAGCCCCAUGGCCGCCGAUCCUGUCCCACCUGCCGCCGUGCCGUCGAGACCGAAGGCGACAUCCGCCCCGUGCCCCGCAUCAUCGAGACAAUGCUGGACGAGCUGCUCGUAAAGUGCCCGAACCACAAGGCCGGCUGCACCUGGUCCUCGCAGCGCGUCAAUGUGCACGACCAUGUCAUGCUGUACUGUGAAUACACGCCCGUCAUGUGCUCGGCCCACGACUGCCGCCUGCCAACCACCCAGAAAGACUUUCACAAGGGCUGCUUGCACUACACGGUGAGCUGCGACGACUGCCACACGUCGCUCAUGAAGAAGGAUCUCGAGGAGCACCAGCGAAGCAUGUGCGGUAACCGCAUCACAUCCUGCACUCUGUGCUCGGCCCAAGUCCUCCGUCUGGACCUCAAGCACCACAUCAACAACGACUGUCCCGAGUAUGUCAUUUCAUGCCAGGGCACAAUCGUGGGGUGCAAGUUCCAGGCCGAGCGCACCCAGGUCCUUGCCCAUGAAACCACAUGUCCCAUGGCCACCAUGGCGCCGCACUUCCGCGAGCAGCAGGCUCGCAUCGAGAGGAAUGAAGCCCGCAUGGAGCCGCUUGCCAGGAAGGUGGGCAUACUCGAAGACGGCCUCACCAACAUCACAAACUACCUGUAUCCCGCCAAUGGCAAUGACACGUCGUUCCCUGUCACGGAUCCCUUGAAUGCCAACGACACCGACCCGCAUACACCGACCCCUGACUUCCGGCUGCCCCCCGCUUCCUUUCCACCAGUUCCGCCCGCCAAUGACAGCAACCCCGCCCAGCCACCUUUCGACUCCCAGAUCCAUCACCUCCUUACGCUGCAUGACUCUCUCCGCGAGGAAGUCUCUCGCAUUGCCAAUGCCUUGACUGAUCUCGAUGGCCGCACAAACAUGAUGAUUAUCAACGAGAGCCAGCGGGCUAAGGAUGAGAUGCUGCAUGUCAACGCUGCCAUUAGCAACAUGCGCAUGCAUCUGCAGUGGGUAGUUAGUGCAACGCUUCAGCAACGCUCCAAUGCCGCCGGCAACUCGAGAAGCCCAGCCAGCACGCCUACAAAUGCAAGUGCGAGCAACGCAUCACGAGUCAACAGUGCCAGACCCGGACCCGGACCUAGUGUCCUGUCACAAGCGCCUUUCCGACGGCUGAGCGACUCCAACAGACAGGAUACCAAGUUGUAGGUCUGCAUCUCUUUUCCUUCAUCUCCGAUCGCAGGUAGGUCGGUCUAUGACACGACAUGACUUUUUACGACGAAAGAUGACAUUCGAGGCGUUUCAACCAAGUGAUACCGGGGCUUAUAUUUUGUAAAGAAGCCGGGUUGGCUUUCUCGUGGGAGUUUGGAACUGCUUAGGUUCGAGUGUGGGAUCAAA